AUGUUUCGACGAGCCCAAUCUCAUGAUUGUUUUGUGGUCCCCGAGAAACUGGAUCGAUUGAAGCAACGCAAAAGAGCCAUUGCUCGUCGCGCCAGGACAUGCGCGGCCUUUGACCGCCCCCAAAGUCAGAGCCUCGACCGCAACCUUCCUGGCAAGAACUUGCGAUGGGAAUCUACCUCCAGCACAAACAAGAAGAAGGAAGACAAGGCGCCUCGGUGUGCUUGCCUCCGUCGAGACGACCACGAUUCAACCGAGGAGAGCUGUCCGUCCAGAAAACCCACAGUAUCUCGUUGGGACAGCAUUGCCAAGGACCAACCGGUGGGAUCGGGUGUCACACUGCGGCGUACCAAUAGCAGCAGUCCCACCUUGAAGAACAGAGUUCCUCGCAAAGUGUCGCGCAAGGGAGGCCCUCCCAAGUUGCCCACCAAGCAAAACUCGAUCGAAAUGGCAAGGGCCGGUUGA
Seminavis robusta is the source of this 462-nucleotide messenger RNA. NCBI's taxonomy places the organism in Eukaryota, Bacillariophyta, Bacillariophyceae, Naviculales, Naviculaceae. The record is from the annotation of a GenBank genome assembly.